UUGUUCUUAAAGUUUUCAUCGAGUCUCAUCCAAGUAUAAAAGUAGUGUUCGUCUCUCUCAUCCUCCAUUUUCUUCAUCGCAUUCACCAGUGGUAUCAUGUCUCAUAGGAAAUUCAGUGCUCCUCGGCAUGGUUCGAUGGGGUUCUACCCAAAGAAAAGAUCUCAAAGGCAUCGUGGAAAGGUAAAGGCUUUUCCAAAAGAUGAUCCCAGCAAACCUGUGCAUUUAACAGCUUUUAUUGGUUACAAAGCUGGUAUGACUCAUGUUGUGAGGGAAGCAGAUCGUCCUGGAUCAAAGGUAAAUAAGAAGGAGAUUGUAGAAGCAGUUACUAUCCUUGAGACACCACCAAUAAUUGUGGUUGGUCUUGUUGGAUAUAUUGAAACGCCACAUGGACUUAGAGCACUUGCUACUGUUUGGGCAGAACAUUUGUCAGAGGAUUGUCGCAGACGGUUUUACAAGAACUGGUACAAGAGCAAGAAGAAGGCAUUUACAAAAGCAUCGAAGAAAUGGCAAGACGAGCUUGGCCGCAAAUCUAUUGAGGCAGAUUUAAAAAAAAUCAAGAAGUAUUGCAGUGUCAUUCGCAUUAUCGCUCAUACUCAGAUGAAGUUAUUGAGGCAGCGUCAGAAGAAAGCUCACAUUAUGGAGAUCCAAUUGAAUGGAGGUACUGUUGAAGACAAAGUGCAGUGGGCACGCGAACAUCUGGAGAAACCCGUGCCUAUUAGUAAUGUGUUCGCAGCUGAUGAAAUGAUCGACGUGAUUGGCGUAACCAAGGGCAAGGGUUACAAAGGUGUUACGUCCAGAUGGCACACCAAGAAAUUGCCACGCAAAACGCACAAGGGUUUGAGAAAAGUCGCCUGUAUCGGUGCGUGGCAUCCCAGCCGCGUGUCAUUCACUGUCGCACGUGCAGGUCAGAAAGGAUAUCAUCAUCGUACCGAGAUGAAUAAGAAAGUCUACAGGAUUGGACAGGGUAUCCACACUAAAGACGGCAAGAUCGUAAAAAACAACGCUUCGACGGAGUACGAUCUUACCGAAAAAACUAUCACGCCUAUGGGUGGCUUUCCGCAUUACGGUGAAGUGAACAACGACUUUAUCAUGAUCAAAGGAUGCUGCAUGGGUCCGAAGAAACGUGUAAUCACUCUCAGAAAGUCUUUGUUAGUGCACACAAGGAGAUCCGCGCUGGAGAAGAUCAACCUUAAGUUUAUCGAUACCAGUUCGAAAUUCGGACACGGUCGCUUCCAGACUGCCGCCGAUAAGGCCUCCUUCAUGGGACAACUCAAAAAGGAUCGGUUGCGCGAGGAUAAAACACAAGCUAGCAGCUCGACACCAAAUACCGCAGCUGCACAAUAAAAUUGUCCGUUCUAUACUACACAUUAUCAACAUGAUGAUGGACGUAUCAUAUUAACAUUUAUAUUGAAGAAUAAAGUAUUAGGCAUGCAAAUUGA
This is a messenger RNA of Ooceraea biroi (clonal raider ant), 1439 nucleotides long. RefSeq names its product ribosomal protein L3 (gene RpL3). Gene Ontology annotation, biological process: translation. NCBI's taxonomy places the organism in Eukaryota, Metazoa, Arthropoda, Insecta, Hymenoptera, Formicidae. The record is from RefSeq and is a predicted model, not a curated record. Gene Ontology annotation, cellular component: cytosolic large ribosomal subunit; ribosome. Gene Ontology annotation, molecular function: RNA binding; structural constituent of ribosome.